This is a messenger RNA of Adineta steineri, 1296 nucleotides long. The record is from the annotation of a GenBank genome assembly. Lineage: Eukaryota; Metazoa; Rotifera; Eurotatoria; Adinetida; Adinetidae.
AUGUACUUGUACAGUCAUAAAAUCAAACCACAAAAAAAAACGAAACCAACGAUAAUGGAAAAGAAAUCACGUACAAAUACAGUCGAAUCAUCACCUUUAUCUCCACAAGAAGCCGCAGCUACUCUUGAUCCAUUAGUUCAACCACUAAAUGAUCACGAUGGUUUACCUGUGUAUACACGUCGACAAUCAUCUAUUUUUUAUAUACCAGCUAAUAGAUUAAAUGACUUCGAUGAUAUUAGUAUAGAUGAAAAAAAAUCAAAUAUUAUUAAACAAUAUUUAGUUUAUACGGAACGUUUUUCAGGUAUUUUAUAUGCAUUACUUGCAUCAUUAUUAUUUUCAUGUUCAAAUUUUGCAUUAAUAAAACUCAAUAUAAUUAUAUUCGAUGUACUUGUUAUUCGAUUUUCUGUAUUAGCACUUAUUUCACUUGGAUUUAUUAUUUACAAAGGUUAUAGUCUAUAUCCUGAUUGUAAUGGAAUACUCGUAAUUAUUCGUUCAAUAUUUGCUGCUGGUGGUAGUAUAUGUUUUUAUCUUGCUAUAUCUUAUUUACCAUUACCAGAUUUAACAACAGUUCGAUAUACACAAGUUGUUUGGACUGCAUUACUUGCUUUGACUAUAUUUCGUGAACGAAUUACUAUACCAACAAUUCUAGCAAGUAUAUUAACACUUGCUGGUGUGAUAUGUGUUGCACAACCAACAUUUCUUUUUCCGCCAACGAAAAUAUUCAAUGAAACUACACAAGAAAGAUUAACAAAUGAUACAACUAAACGUUCAAUUGGUAUGUUAGUAUCUGUAUCAUGUGCAUUAGCAAUAUCGAUGAGUAUUGUUUUAAAUAAAAAAUUAAUUCAAAAACAAGUUCGACAAAGUAUAAUAAUGUUGUAUUUUUUAUCUAUAACAUCCGUUGUUUUAAUAAUAAUACAAAUACAUUAUUGGAAUUUUUCAAAAACAAGAACACAAGAAUUUAAUUUUCAAAAAAUAUAUUUAACAAAAAAUUUUAUAUUGGCAUCAUUUAUUUCCAUAUUACAAAUAUGUCCAAUGGUUUUAUCACAAAAAGCAAUUAAACGUGAACAUCCAUCUAUUGUUACUGUUGUACAAUCAUCUGAUAUUAUAUUUGCUAUUCUACUACAGAAUAUGUUUUCCAUUAAUAAAACAAAUUUAAUGGCAUUAAUUGGAUCGAUAUUAGUCAUAGCAAGUAUAUUUAUUGUUGGUGGUCAUAAACUUUGGUUAGAUAGACAAAAUCGUAUGUGUAUAUCAACAACAAUACCAGACGAUAUGAUUAAAGUGGAAAUAAAAAAUUAA